Caenorhabditis elegans is the source of this 1275-nucleotide messenger RNA. It is a transcript of the gene xbx-1, whose product is annotated as Cytoplasmic dynein 2 light intermediate chain 1. The transcript is spliced from 7 exons. Gene Ontology annotation, cellular component: centrosome; cytoplasmic dynein complex; axoneme. The record is from RefSeq and is marked reviewed. NCBI's taxonomy places the organism in Eukaryota, Metazoa, Nematoda, Chromadorea, Rhabditida, Rhabditidae. Gene Ontology annotation, biological process: intraciliary retrograde transport; intraciliary transport involved in cilium assembly. The coding region runs from base 118 to 1230 and encodes 370 amino acids.
GGAAAUAAAGUUCUCUCCUCGUUUCUUGUUGAACGCCCGUUUCCAUGGUAACCGUCAUUUUCGGAGUGCAGCGGAGCAUUUUACUCCUUUUUCUCCAAUAUUGCUCAAUUUAUUAGUAUGAACAUUUGGGAUCUUGCCAAACAGAAAUUAGUGGAAAAUAAGCAACGAGCUGCAGAGCUAAAACAGAAAUUAGAUGAUGAAAAUGGAACACAAAGUGAUAAUUAUUUAUCAGAAGUUCGUCGGAGACACGAAUCGCAUAUCAUUUUUGCUGGGAAUCGAAAAAGUGGAAAAUCCUCAUUCAUGCUGAAUUUCCUAGAACGAAAAGAAGAUUUGAAGGAUUCCGUAGGAUUGGAAUACACUUAUGCCAGGAGAACUCGAGGAAAUGUGAAAGAUAUCGCGAAUUUGUGGGAGCUUGGUGGUGGAGCAACUGUUACGGAACUGCUUUCAGUUCCUAUCACAAUGAAAAAUGUCGAAAUUUGCUCUUUGAUCUUGCUUCUCGAUAUGACAAAUCUUGACGAAAUGUGGAUAACAAUCGAAAAAACGGUGGACUCUGUUCGACGCCUCGUUGAGAAUCUCGAACGGCAAGAUAUUAACCUCCAAACUCGCUUGGCUGAAAAAAUGCGUCUCCGCCUCGAAAAAUACGACGAUGGAAGUUUGAAGAUGUGCAAUCCAUGUCCUAUACCGGUGACUAUUGUCGCUUCGAAAUACGAUGAAUUUCAAAAUUUUGAAUCUGAAAAACGACGGCAUCUUUGUCAGUUUCUUCGAUUCCUCGCCUAUUCGUAUGGAGCGAAUUUGAUGAUGUUUUCGUCGAGAAUGGAACAAUUUCCGAAGCUCGUGAAGAAUAUGACGAGUCAUUUCGCAUUUGGCACUGUUUGUCCGCAAGGUUAUAUGACUGAUCAUAAUAAACCAAUGUUUGUGAAAUGCGGUUUUGAUAGUUUAGAGUCUAUUGGAAUACCUCCUGCAUCAGACAAUUUUAUGGGAGCUUCAUCCCCAUUCAAUUUAUGGAGAGAGUCAUUUAUCAGCCUCUGGCCUCAAAAGACUGGGACAAUUGACAUUGAGGAUACAAAGAAACAAGAUCCAAUGAUUGAUCCGGUAUUUAAAGAGCCGAAUAUUGACAAUCUUGUGGAAAUCAAGCGGAAAGAACUCAAAAAUCACAUAAGAUCAAAGAGAGAUCGGGAGGCUGCAGAGGCACGUGCGGCCGAUCGAAUCGCAAAAAUUAAUGUUCGAUAAUCUGAAUUUAUUUGAACUGUGAAAUGAAUCUGGUAGUUUUUAAUU